Messenger RNA from Sardina pilchardus (European sardine), 3140 nucleotides. RefSeq names its product gametogenetin binding protein 2 (gene ggnbp2). Gene Ontology annotation, cellular component: nucleus; cytoplasm. Lineage: Eukaryota; Metazoa; Chordata; Actinopteri; Clupeiformes; Clupeidae. The record is from RefSeq and is a predicted model, not a curated record. The transcript is spliced from 15 exons. Bases 307 to 2517 code for a protein of 736 amino acids.
AGUCGUGCAGGUCGACAUUGGCUCAAACGACUUUCAAGUUCAAUGGACUGAAAUGUUAGCGUUCUGAUAUCGAUAGCCGGUGUCAGUAUUAGUUGAUCAUUAUAACAAUUUGUAUUCUGGCACGAUAUCGUUGGUUCAUUUAAGUGCAUGUAUGCCUGUAGGUAGUUAGCUGGUAGCGGUAGAGUUCAACCCGUCCCUCUUUGACCUAGAUUGGAAGAUGGAAAUCUGUUAGCAGUUUGUGGACAGUUCCUUGGAAUAUCUGAUAUCUCUGAGGCACUACAGCUACGACCUGAGCAGGGAGAAGACAUGGCGCGUCUUGUUGCAGUUUGCAGGGAAGGAGAGGAGGACUAUCAGUUCCUUGCACGCCAGAUUCCACUCUUCAUUAACGACACUCUAACGAUGGUCAUGGAAUUUUCAGACAGUGUCAUGGACCUUGACAGUCAUCAGAUUAACUCCUCACAGUUGAAACAGUUUGUUCAGUAUCACGCCAUGCUAAAGCAGCAAGACCUGAGUAUUUCCAUGAUGGUGACCUCACGGGAGGUGUUCAGUGCCCUGUCACAGCUGGUCCCAUGUGUGGGGUGUCGGCGCAGCGUGGAACGUCUCUUCUCUCAAUUAGUGGAGUCAGGGAAUCCAGCCCUUGAGCCACUGACCGUGAGGUCCACAGGCAUAUUAUCAGUCACUAAGGCCUGCAUGGCGGAUGCCAAGAAGCUUUACACACUCUUCUAUGUCCAUGGGUCAAAAUUGAAUGAUAUGAUUGAUGCCAUCCCCAAAAGCAAGAAGAACAAACGCUGCCAGUUGCACUCCUUAGAUACACACAAGCCUAAACCUUUAGGAGAAGGGAAUGCAGAGAGAGGUGUAGUUUUAGCUAAAGACAGUGGAGAUUCAUCCAAGAAGGUCAGAUGUAGCAUCCAGUUUCACUUUGGACCAUUUCAGUCUCCAAGCAGCGGUAGCUGGAUGGACGUAUGGGAGCUCAUGUCUCAGGAGUGCCGAGAUGAGGUGGUUCUUAUCGACAGUGCUUGUCUCCUAGAGACCCUAGAGACAUAUUUACGCAAACACAGGUUUUGCACUGACUGCAAAAACAAGGUGCUGAGAGCCUACAACAUCCUGGUCGGCGAGCUGGACUGCAGCAAAGAGAAGGGCUACUGCGCUGCUCUAUACGAGGGCCUACGCUGUUGCCCCCAUGAACACCACAUUCAUGUGUGCUGCGAAACAGACUUCAUAGCACACCUCCUGGGUCGAGCUGAGCCAGAGUUCGCUGGGGGAUAUGAACGCAGAGAAAGACACGCCAAAACCAUAGACAUUGCACAAGAGGAGGUCCUGACCUGUCUGGGCAUACAUCUCUAUGAGCGACUGCAUCGGAUCUGGCAGAAGCUGCGAGCGGAGGAGCAGACUUGGCAACUGUUAUUCUAUCUGGGCAUUGAUGCACUACGCAAAAGCUUUGAGAUGGCGGUGGAGAAGGUGCAGGGCAUCAGCCGCCUGGAGCAGCUGUGUGAGGAGCUGUCAGAAGAGGAGCGAGCGCGCGAGCUGAAGCAAGAGAAGAAACGACAGAAACGCAAAAACCGCCGCAAAAACAAGUGUGGCUUCGACAUUGUUGAGCCGGACACUGACUGCAAAGACAAGAGUCUUGAUAAGGGCUCCACGGAGUCGGUGGACGGCGUCUGUAAGGACUGCAGGAGUGGAGAGGAGUCUGGGAGCUGUGGAGAGGUCCUGGUCACCACCGAGGACGCCCCCUGCAGCUGCCCUGCGGCGUCCAUACUCUGUUCUCCCCAAGUCAAGAAAGGUCUGUCACCCCGCAGUGCCGGCAGCGACUGUGGCUACUCAUCCAGUAUGGAGGGCAGCGAGAUGAGCUCCAGGGAAGGCUCCGAGGUAGCCUGCACCGAAGGCAUCUGCAACCAUGACGAUACGGGUGAUUACUCGUGUAGCCCCCAGUGCUCCGAGGACAAGGAAGAGGACUGUGUGGACAGCUGUGUGGAAUGCUGGGCCAACUCCGAAGAGAACCUCAAGGGCAAGAAUAAAAAGAAGAAACGCAAGAAUAAGGUUGGAACGUUUGGAAGCGAACAGGGGUCCAAUCCAGAGGGGUGCAUGCCACACCUCAGCAGGAGAGUGACCCCAGGAGCUGCCCACAGCGUAGCAUCCUCAAACUCGUGCAGAGGAAAGGAGACCUGCGCACAGCUGUGCUGUGACUCGUUUGCGAGCAUCGCACUUCAACUGCCAUGGGCGAGGCACCGGAAGAACGCAGCCCUCUUCGCCGGCCUUCCACUGGAGUGCACACCGGGGAAGUGCCGCACCAAGAGCCUCAUGGAACUUCUGGAUGAAUCCGAAGUCACCUCAGAUGAAGAGAACUGUCUCACGCAAGACGAAAUCCAGUCGUUUGUGGAAAACAACAAGUCUUUCAUUAGCAACAGGAAUCGAUACAGACAGCACUUGAAAGAUCGAUUCACGAAAUACUGCCGCUCAAAUGAGCAGAGUGAGUCUGUAUGCAGUGCAGAAUGGUUUCCUACCACCAGCGUGAACUAGAUACGCACCUAGAGAAUUUAUCUUUUUAUGAAUUGAAAACUCACUAUUACUACUGCUGCAAUGCCUUUAAACAAAAGAGAAAAAAUAUAUAUGAAUUGAAAUUAAAGAAAAAGACUGAAGUUUUAGACACUCAUUUGUUCAGUCAGGGAUUUUUCCUCCACGAAAGUGAAUGUUAACCUUGUCGUACAGAAUUCCUUUUUCCAUGUCACUUUUUUUUUUUUUUUUUUAAAUCCCUGUUUUCAUCGACCUUUCACCACGUCGUUUCAUCUUGUUUGCACCUGACCAAACCCAUUCUCCUCAAGUUCAGUGGAGCUGCUGGCUGAGAGUGAAUUCAUGCUUGUAAAGCAGUAACUGUAAGUUUUAGAUCCAGAUAGACUUGUUGGUUUUUUUUUUGUUUUUUUGUUUUAUUUUUUCAUUCGUUUCUUUAUUUUGUCUCACUGCCUGUGACAUUUUGGUGGCAAAAGGAUUUACCAAUAAAUGUGUACAGAAAUUAUCUGAAUAUAAAGACUUUACAGAGAAAAAAAACAUCCAUUUGUACCACUUGGGUGUAAUGCUGUACAUUUGGAUGUAAUGAUGAGCGCAAUGUGCAAAAUUUACAUAAUAAAGAUAUUUAUUAAUAUGCA